AUGGCCAACCAGAUGGAUGUUGAUUCACCUCAGCAUCCGCCCAAGCCUCUCUCAGGCCAUUUCCCGGGGCUCCCUCCUACAAAGACAGGUGCAACACUAGCUCCGACUCCUCCCGCACCUCCAGCUACGAACAUCAACACGGGGCGAGAUCCUCGACGUGCCGGUACUACCGGGCCUUCUGUUGACACCCAGUCGAGCGCCCUACUACCAAAGCCAGAACCAAAAGCCACUGGCCCAGUGGCACCAUUGACAUCGUCACCGCAACUCCCUUCGCCUGUUAUAAUAUCUACUGUGUCAGGCCCCAGCCCCAUCGAAGUUCAAAACUCGCCCGUCUGCUCAGACUCGUUCUCUAUAUCAGAUUUGGUCAACUCUUUGAUUAAAGGCCACAAAGAGCAAGAUGAGAAAGUGAGGCUUCAGAAGGAAGUGGCUUCUCUCACCAAAUCAUUGCAAAGAGCGAAACAAUUUCCUCAUUUUGCAGGUGCUACCCGUUCAUACCAGUCCCAGCUGGAGAGGGUCAAAAAUGACUUGGCCAAUCAUACGAAAGCAAUGGGCAAAAAUAAGGCACAUUCGGAUCAGGCGCAGAAUGAUUUCAAUACGGUACUUUCGCGGCUAAAACCCAAUCCUGAACUCGAUCAACUGCCUGUGGUCGUCAAAAGGUUGGAGUCCGAGCUGAGUGAUCUCAGGAAGGCGCAUGACAGUCCUGCAGCAAACAACCCAAGCGAAACCUUCAGAAGUGCACUCAAGGACAUCGAAACUUUCAGACUGACCGCAAAAUCCUCGGACGAAGAACUACAGGGGCUCCGUCGGAAGCUUCAGGGAAUAGAGGUUUCACUUCAAGGCUGUCUCAAAGGAACCGGUGUCCUGGAGCAGUUCAUGGCACAGAUCACACGAAUCGCAAGUUCGGUAGACUAUUCACUCAAGCGGGAGGGCUUAUUGACAAGUCGAAUCUCCAAGCUUCGAACCGAUAUGAAUGCAAACGACAAGACAACGCAAGAAACGUUGUCUUUAUUUGAUCAGAUGGUACAGGAAAUUGAGGAUAACCUCAAAGCUGCACAUGAAGGGAUUGAUGGGCAGAUUCUCGACAUGCAGAAAAACCUGAAGAGUUCUGACGGAGAACUUGGCAAAAGACUGUCCGAGCUUGAAAACAAUUUCGGAAAUCUCAAAUCCAACCGACAGGAGCUGACCAAUCAGAGGUCGACUACUCUUGCACAAAUCAGCACAGACUUCGAUGCCCGCAGGCGACAGAAUGCGGAAGAAAUCGCUGCUAUGGAACAUCGUUUGAGCCUGCUAAGCGCUCGAAAGCAAAGCCUCGACAAUGGCGACUUAAUUUCAUUCCGGGCCCAAAACCCCACUACCCAGGGCGGGUUAGAUCCAUGGAUGGCCCGUCUGGAGGAGAAUCUAAAAAAGCACGACCUGCUAUUGGAAGGCAUCCAGCGCAUUCACGCUCAAGCCCACGAUGCCCAUUUCAAGGAAAUGGAUAAACUUACCAAAACGCAAGAGUCUCACAGAAAGUCAUGUACGGACAGAUAUGGAGAGACCUUGAAAAAGGUGGAUGGUCUGGCCCUCAAAAUCCAGGACCUGCCCUCCAAGCAAGAAAUCAGCGAGAUGUCGAGUACCAUUGACACAACUUUGAAAGGCCAUCUGAAAGAUGUUCAAGGGAAAAUGGAUGAACUGAUCAACAACCUCCAACCCGUCACUCAGACGCAACUUAAAGAGUACCGGGAUGAGGUAAAUGAACGUCUCCAAACUGUCGCAACCAUCCACAGAUGGCUCGACAGUCACGGAACCGCUAUUCGUUCAUUAGAGGAUCGGUGGAAUAAUACGACCUCGGAGCCUAUGGUCGCCGAAAUGACACGAGCUAUGCAUGAAAUGUAUCCCCAUAUUGGAAAGCUGGCUCAACAGUUCUUAGAUCAUCGAACUGCGAUGGAUACCAAUUUCUCCAACCUCGAGAAUGCAAACGCAUUGUGCAGAGAAGAGUUGCAAAACUUCCUGGCAGACCACAGAAAGGACCAGGAAGAAAUAAACAAGGCCAAGGCAGACCUCGUGGAAGCCAAGACACUCGUCCAGAAGGUGCAGGCCGACCUCAAAACAUACGAAACCGCUCAAAAGUCUCAGCCGGAAACAAAUGAUUCACAACAAACGCAGUUGUCACCUGAGCAGCUCAAGGCUUUGUAUGAUCUUCCAACCUUGCUGCAGAAUGUCAAGACGCUCGAAGAUCAGUUUGAGUCAUUGAACUCAACCACCAAAACCCAUGGCACUGAACUGCAAGCGAGACUCGAGAAAAUGAUUGAGAUGCAAAAUCAACUUGCGUCUCAAACUAACAGCUUGGUUGAGCUUUCCGAAAAGGUUGAUGGGCAGCAAGAAGGUUAUGACGAAGUUGCUGAAUCAGUAAAAAAGCUUGAUCCCUUGAACAAAAAGAUCGAUGACUAUACUUCGCAAGUCGAUAAUUUUCACGGACAGAUCGCGUUUCUAAAUCAAGCCGCGAUCCAGCGAGAUACCGUUGAUCUCAACGCGCUCCAAUCACGUUUGGACGCUUUGGAAGGCUGGAAGAACGCUGCAGUAGAGCAGGACACCACUGAAACUGACGGCUUUAGCGGCCUCCGUUCCCGGUUGGAUGCUUUGGAAGAGUGGAAGAAAACUGCCGCAGAGCAGGACUCAACCCAAACCAACGACUCCAGAAGCUUCCGCUCACAGUUGGAAAGUCUCAAAGGGUUGAACCAAGCCGCAGCGCAGCAGGACAUCCUCAAUGACAGCGUGAUCAAGGAGCUCCGGUCGCGAUUGAAGGAAUUGGAAGAAUUGAACGAAGCCGGCGGCCAGCUGAAUGCCAGCCUCAAUAAGGAUCUUGAUCCAAAGACAGACACAGCGCAAGAACCGACCGAGCGUGAAAAAGAAAGGGACGACAAAGUGAAAGGCUUUCUCUAUCGACUGAGGAAAUUAGAGGAUUUCUUGAAGACAUGGGGCUACGAUCCUAAGAAUUUCCCCAUCUCCGACAAACCGACUGACAAACGCACGAAUUCUAAUAAAGGGUUGGUGUCCGACAAAGCGAUUAAUCAGCGUGUCGACAACCUGGACACCCCGCGACCUUCGCAAAAUGGUAGCUCUCUGACUCUGAGAACUGCUCCAGCUUCCAACUCGGACCCCUCCUCGAAUGGUCCUACGGUAGUUCACCACCUGCCGACGAUAAUCACAGAGCCAACUCCUCCCAUCAAGAAGGAACCUGGACGGAAAUCGAAAACGCCUAGUGCAACACCAUUGAGCAGCCAGCCAUCGUUCGGGGACGUCGCUAAACCCCGUCAAGUUCAAAAUCUGAAAGGAAAGCGCCGUCGAGAGUCCGAUGUGACCGAGUCCGCAAGAACUACACCGGAAUCCUUCUCGCUGCCCAGCUCGCCAGCUCCAAGCUCUUCUGCGGCAUCUAACAACGGAGAUCUCAGCGCAGCGCUUUCUAAAAAGGAGAGAAAAUUGGCCAGGAAGAAGGUAGAGAAAGAAGCAAUGAAUAAGGCAGCCAGAAAGGCAGCCAAGAAGCGGAAGACGAAUUAA
Molecule: messenger RNA, 3537 nt
Organism: Penicillium soppii
Lineage: Eukaryota; Fungi; Ascomycota; Eurotiomycetes; Eurotiales; Aspergillaceae
Exons: 1
Coding region: 1-3537 (1178 amino acids)
Source: RefSeq, a predicted model, not a curated record